GCUGAGGAUAAAAAGAAGAGCAACUGGAGGGACUAUAAGGCAAACGUUGCUGGAGCUGCCGGGGCAAAGUUGCAUGGUUGGGCCCUGGAAAUGGGAUGUCAGUCCCAUUCAGGGAGCAUAAAGGAAGACAGAGAAUUUCCUAGUUGCCGCUGCAACAGUAAGUGAGUCCCAGAGGUAGGAAAAUGUCAACUGUCACAUCAGCGAUACAGGCUCCCCAGGGCCCUGUCAAUCCACCCCCCCCAGAAGUCACCAACCCCAACAAGCCCGGGCGGAAGACCAACCAGUUGCAGUACAUGCAAAAUGUUGUGGUGAAGACCUUGUGGAAGCAUCAGUUUGCUUGGCCCUUCUACCAACCCGUCGAUGCAAUUAAAUUGAAUUUACCAGAUUAUCACAAAAUAAUCAAAAACCCGAUGGACAUGGGGACAAUUAAGAAGCGACUGGAACAUAACUAUUACUGGAGUGCCAGUGAAUGCAUGCAGGAUUUCAACACAAUGUUUACAAAUUGUUACAUUUACAACAAGCCCACGGAUGACAUCGUCCUCAUGGCGCAAGCCCUGGAGAAGAUUUUUCUGCAGAAAGUAGCCCAGAUGCCCCAGGAGGAAGUUGAGUUAUUACCACCGGUCCCUAAAGGCAAAGGUCGCAAGCCAGCAGCGAGCGCACAGAGUGCAGGAGCGCAGCAAGCAGCAGCCGUGUCAUCUGUCUCCCCGCCAGCCCCUUUCCAGAACGUCCCUCCAGCUGUCUCUCAGACGCCCGUUAUCGCCGCCACGCCUGUGCCAACCAUCACCGCAAACGUCCCGCCUGUAACUGCUCCUCCUGCUGCCGCUGCCCCUCCUCCUGCUGCUCCGAUUAUGACAGUGGUUCCUCCCACGCCACCUGUAGUCAAGAAAAAGGGAGUGAAGCGAAAAGCAGACACGACCACGCCCACCACCUCGGCCAUCACUGCCAGUCGGAGCGAGUCGCCCACCCCGCUGUCAGACCCCAAGCAGGCAAAAGUCGUCGCUCGCCGAGAGAGCGGCGGCCGGCCAAUCAAGCCACCAAAGAAAGACCUCGAAGAUGGGGAGGUCCCCCAGCACGCGGGGAAAAAGGGCAAACUCUCUGAGCACCUCAAGUACUGUGACAGCAUCCUGAAGGAGAUGCUCUCUAAGAAACACGCAGCCUACGCAUGGCCCUUUUACAAGCCUGUCGAUGCAGAGGCCUUGGAAUUACAUGACUAUCAUGAUAUUAUCAAACACCCCAUGGAUCUCAGUACUGUGAAAAAAAAAAUGGACAGCCGGGAAUACCAGGACGCACAAGGUUUUGCAGCGGAUAUUCGGUUAAUGUUCUCUAAUUGUUACAAGUACAAUCCCCCAGACCACGAAGUUGUAGCCAUGGCCAGGAAACUCCAGGACGUCUUCGAGAUGAGAUUUGCAAAGAUGCCGGACGAGCCCGUGGAGCCCCCGCCCCCACCUCCUCCGACGGCGCCGGUCGUCAGUAAAAGCACGGAAAGCAGCCACAGCAGCGAGGAGAGCUCGUCUGACUCCGACAGCUCCGACUCUGAAGAAGAGCGAGCGACCAGGCUGGCCGAGCUCCAGGAGCAGCUGAAGGCCGUCCAUGAGCAGCUAGCUGCUUUGUCGCAAGCGCCCGUGAACAAACCAAAGAAAAAAAAAGAGAAGAAGGAAAAAGAGAAGAAAAAGAAAGACAAGGAGAAAGAGAAAGAAAAAGAGAAGCACAAAGUGAAAGCCGAGGAGGAGAAGAAACCCAAGGUGGCCCAACCAGCAAAACAGACCCAGCAGAAGAAAGCACCAGCAAAAAAGGCAAACAGCACGACCACAGCUAACAGGCAGCCUAAAAAAGGAGGCAAGCAGGCGUCUGCACCCUACGAUUCUGAGGAGGAGGAGGAGGGCUUGCCCAUGACCUAUGAUGAGAAGCGACAGCUCAGCUUGGACAUCAACCGCCUGCCGGGGGAAAAGCUGGGCCGGGUGGUGCACAUCAUCCAAUCCCGGGAACCUUCCCUCAGGGACUCCAACCCCGACGAGAUAGAAAUAGAUUUUGAAACCUUGAAGCCCACCACUUUACGAGAACUGGAGAGAUACGUCAAGUCUUGUUUACAGAAAAAACAAAGGAAACCGUUUUUCUCAGAAAUUGUGCGUUCCUCCUCCACAGCUGCAAGUGGGAAAAAGCAAGCAGCAAAAUCUAAAGAAGAGUUAGCUCAGGAAAAGAAGAAAGAGUUAGAAAAACGGUUACAGGAUGUCAGCGGGCAGCUAAACAACAACAAGAAACCUGCAAAAAAAGAAAAGUCCGGCUCGGCUCCAUCCGGAGGCCCUUCCCGUCUCAGCAGCAGCAGCUCCUCAGAAUCCGGAAGCAGCAGCUCAAGCGGAUCCAGUUCGGACAGCAGCGAUUCGGAAUAAACUAGACACUUAACAAAAAAAAAAAAUGGACAACAUACACACCAAUACUCUGCAGUGUUCCCUUCUAUGGUUAAUAUACUACUCUUGUUCCACGGUGGUCAGGUUUUUUCUCUCUCUCUUAUUUUUUUUUUUUUUUUUAAAUUCAGUGUUAUAAAAGAUAUCUUCCAAUUUUUUUUCUCUGCUUUUAAUAGGUCAAAGAUCUUUUUUUGUGCGUGCAUGUGACUAGACUUUAUGAUAAGUAGUUCACUUUGCGUAAAGUCUCUAAAUUUUUUUAACUGAAGAUGGUUGCUUGGAUGUGACAAGAACUUUGAACUCUUAACAAGAGAUCCAUAGAAAAAUCUGCAAGGUGUAGUAUACAGUUUCUUUUUUUUUUUUUUUU
Terrapene triunguis (Three-toed box turtle) is the source of this 2766-nucleotide messenger RNA. RefSeq names its product bromodomain containing 3 (gene BRD3). Gene Ontology annotation, biological process: regulation of DNA-templated transcription; chromatin remodeling. The transcript has 12 exons. Lineage: Eukaryota; Metazoa; Chordata; Testudines; Emydidae. Bases 183 to 2387 code for a protein of 734 amino acids. Gene Ontology annotation, cellular component: chromatin; nucleus. The record is from RefSeq and is a predicted model, not a curated record.